GAUGGCCUCAGCGCCUUCUCCCACCCAUCCUCGUAUCAUGAACUUUUCUCCCUACCAGCCACCUCCCGACGUGCCCUCGACAGACCCCCCAGAGCCGUCCAAGAAGACGAAGAGCAAAUCCAAACGACCAUGGUUCAACCGAGAUCCUUCUUCCUAUAAUACGAAUUCUUACCAGUCCGGUGGCUCUAUUUCAGACCCAACUGCGGUCCCGCAAGCAUACUCGAACGACCCCGAGUCGGCUGCAUUCUUGGACUCUGGCGUCCAAGGCGGAGGCCUGGAGGCUGAUAGGGCGAAUGCCUGGGAGAGUAGGUUUGGAUGGCGUGUGGACCUUAUGGCCGCAGCUGCUUAUCUUGGCGGACCGGUGACUGCCUUGUUCUUUUUGAUUCUCGAGACCCGAAAUGACUAUGUCCGCUUCCAUGCCUACCAAUCAUCCCUCCUGACGACUCCCAUUCUCGCCCUUCUCCUCAUAUUCAAUCUCAUCAUCCCCCUCCCCUCGUUCCUCCGCACUCUCUUCAUCCUCGCCUCAAUCGGAGGCACGCUAUACGCUGCGUUCAGGGCUUGGAAAGAUGCCCAGGAAGGGCUGGAGAGGUUCUGGCUGCCAUACAUAGGGCCCAUUGCGGAGAGAUGGGUCAGUGAAGAGUAGCAUCUUGAGCCGACUCGAGCAGAUGAGACGAGCCUGUCGUAAUAGGAUAUGCAUGCUGUCAGACCAUCUUUGCGUGUGUUACUGCUACAGCGUUCGGAGAG
Messenger RNA from Cryptococcus amylolentus CBS 6039, 744 nucleotides. RefSeq lists its product as hypothetical. The record is from RefSeq and is a predicted model, not a curated record. NCBI's taxonomy places the organism in Eukaryota, Fungi, Basidiomycota, Tremellomycetes, Tremellales, Cryptococcaceae. The annotation marks the transcript as partial. The transcript has 5 exons.